Glarea lozoyensis ATCC 20868 is the source of this 1854-nucleotide messenger RNA. RefSeq names its product RNA-binding, RBD. Gene Ontology annotation, cellular component: nucleoplasm. Gene Ontology annotation, molecular function: N6-methyladenosine-containing RNA reader activity; mRNA binding. Bases 1 to 1854 code for a protein of 617 amino acids. NCBI's taxonomy places the organism in Eukaryota, Fungi, Ascomycota, Leotiomycetes, Helotiales, Helotiaceae. Gene Ontology annotation, biological process: mRNA splicing, via spliceosome; regulation of alternative mRNA splicing, via spliceosome. The record is from RefSeq and is a predicted model, not a curated record. The transcript has 4 exons.
AUGGGCGACAGUCCAACUGGUUCAUUCCGCGGGGGAAAACCUACGAAUGACGCUCAGAAUAUGAGAGCGAACGAUGCUCAUACGCAAUCCAUCGCAACUGAUUCCGACUUGAGAAUGAGCCAACAAACUAUUCCAGCGCAUAUGGCUCAGGCCGCCAGCUACAAUCAGCAACAGUCAUUUCCCGGACAUUUCGCCUCACCACUUCGACCUGACGCUUUCAGUAUGGGAAACAUAGGAGCGGCGUUGCCUGAAGUCCAAUAUCACAACUACCAUAACACGACUGAGCAACAAAGACAACAAGUCCAUAAUGCGCCCAACUAUCAAAUGCAAGGCAUGACUCAAUUCAGUGGACAGCAAGCUCAGGGUUCAUCAAUUCCGAGCAUGCCAUAUUCGGUGCCAUACCAAAAUCAAUUUCCGGGCAUGUAUUCAGCACAGCACGCUACACCACAACAUGUUCAGUCGUCACCGAAUUCCAAUGGCCAAUUCUUCCAGGGCCAGGGUUACAUGGGUCAAUUGCCGCAGCAACAGCAAAUUCCUCCUUAUUUUGUGUCGUCUGCACAGUACGGACACCAUGGAUCUCAGAUGUAUCAUUCGGGGGUGGUGCCGAGUGGCGUUCGCGGUACAUUUGCUGAUAGCAGACAAUUAAGUCCACAAGUCAAUGAUUUCUCUGGAGGCUUUCCAAGAGCGGGGAGCCAGGGUCGGGCAGGAAGCAUUGCCUCAAGUGUUGGUCACUCUUCGAUCGUACGGGGUCCACCAAGAAAACCUCGCCAGACUGGUCACGCAAUAUGGAUUGGAAAUCUACCGCCGCAGACAGAGUUGAUGGCUUUGGUUUUUCAUGUGUGCAAAGAGGCCCCUGGAUUGGAAUCUCUCUUUCUUAUUUCUAAGAGCAAUUGUGCUUUCGCGAACUUCAAGGAUGAACCCACAUGCACCGCAGCGCAGGUGAAGAUACACGAUUCUCGGUUUCAAUCGAUCAGACUUGUAAGUCGUCUAAGGAGGAGUUCUGUAGGAUCGGCAGCUGGUAUAGUUGCUCCUACUGGCCCAGCAGCGUUGAAUCCUCCUUCGAAUCCAGUGGUGGCACGCACUCCUUCCCCAGAUAGCGCAGAUACAUCGAGCAAAGUUCCCGACCAAGAUGGAGAAAAUGAGCAACGUGCAGAUGAAAGUGCCACUGUGAAAGACAAGUACUUCAUCGUGAAAAGUCUCACAGUUGAGGACCUCGAGCUUAGUGUUAGGAACGGCAUAUGGGCAACCCAAUCGCAUAACGAGCAGGCACUCAAUAAAGCCUACCAGUCCACCGAAAAUGUGUACUUGAUAUUCUCGGCCAAUAAAUCCGGCGAGUAUUUUGGUUACGCAAGGAUGACUUCCAAGAUCAACGAUGACCCAGCAGCAGCCAUCGAAUUUGCCCCUAAGCCACAGUCCGUUGAGGACCCUGACCUGCCCAAAGCGAUAGCGACAGCCGCAACAGAGUUUGCCCCGAAAGGACGAAUCAUAGAUGACUCGGCUCGAGGAACUAUAUUUUGGGAAGUUGAGAGAGAUGACGAACCGGAUGAGGAGGAUGAUGAGCAAAGUACACGAAGCGAUCCCGAAUCAGAGACCGCCUCAAAGGCUUGGGGUAAGCCUUUCAAGAUUGAGUGGGUAUCUACUAUGCGACUUCCCUUCUACAGGACUCGCGGACUACGGAACCCAUGGAAUUCGAAUCGUGAAGUCAAGAUCGCUAGAGACGGAACGGAGUUGGAAACUUCUAUUGGUCGUCGACUUGUUGGACUCUUCCACCGGCUUCCAAGUCCAACAGUACCACAAACCCCAGAUGGUGUAAUGCCCAUCCUUGGAGGUUACCCUCAGAUGCGUCAGUAUUGA